Lodderomyces theae is the source of this 1458-nucleotide messenger RNA. It is a transcript of the gene HXK2, whose product is annotated as hexokinase 2. Lineage: Eukaryota; Fungi; Ascomycota; Pichiomycetes; Serinales; Debaryomycetaceae. Gene Ontology annotation, cellular component: mitochondrion; cytosol. Gene Ontology annotation, biological process: glucose 6-phosphate metabolic process; intracellular glucose homeostasis; glycolytic process. Gene Ontology annotation, molecular function: mannokinase activity; glucokinase activity; ATP binding. The transcript has a single exon. The record is from RefSeq and is a predicted model, not a curated record. Bases 1 to 1458 code for a protein of 485 amino acids.
AUGGUUCACUUAGGUCCAAAACCCCCACAACACAGAAAGGGGACAUUCACAGAUGUGUCACCAGAACUCUUACUGGUGCUCAAGCAAUUGGAACAGGAGUUUUCCGUCAGUGGUGAAACAUUGAGAAAAAUUGUCAACCAUUUCAUUACCGAAUUAGACAAGGGUUUGUCGAAAAAGGGAGGUAACAUCCCCAUGAUUCCUGGCUGGGUGAUGGAUUUCCCCACUGGUGAAGAAACUGGAGAUUACCUUGCUAUUGAUUUAGGUGGAACCAAUUUGCGAGUCGUGUUGGUUAAAUUGGGAGGUAAUCGAGACUUUGAUACUACGCAAUCGAAGUUCCCACUUCCGGAGCACAUGAGAACGGCCAAAAGUGAGGAGCUUUGGUCUUUUAUUGCCGAUUGUUUGAAGAAGUUUGUGGAUGAUCUUUACCCUCAAGGUUGUAAAGAGCCAUUGCCCUUGGGCUUCACAUUUAGUUAUCCCGCUAGUCAAAACAGCAUUACUGAGGCGGUAUUGCAGAGAUGGACAAAAGGUUGGGCCAUUGAUGGAGUCGAAGGUAAGGAUGUUGCUCCAAUGUUGCAAGAUGCUAUACAGAAAGUGGGUGUUCCAAUCAAAGUUGUUGCUAUAAUCAAUGACACUGUAGGAACUUUGGUUGCUUCAAGAUACACUGAUCCAGAAGCUAAGUUGGGGUUGAUUUUCGGAACUGGGGUUAAUGGAGCUUACUACGAUGUUGUCAAGGAUAUUCCCAAGUUGGAAGGGAAAACAGCUGACGAUGUGGACCCGGAUUCUCCAAUGGCCAUCAAUUGUGAGUAUGGGUCUUUUGAUAAUGAAUUGGUGGUUCUUCCAAGAACCAAAUAUGAUGUUAGAGUAGAUAAGGAAUCUCCAAGACCUGGCCAACAGUCAUUCGAAAAGAUGAACUCGGGAUACUACCUUGGCGAACUUUUGAGAUUGGUAUUGUUGGACUUGGCUGAAGAAAGACAUCUCAUUUUCAAAGGACAAAACUUGGACAAGUUGAAUGAACCUUAUAUUUUGGACACCUCAUUCCCAGCCAAGAUUGAAGAAGACCCAUUUGAGAACUUGGAAGACGUUGCCGAAUUGUUUCAAGCUCAAUUGGGCAUUCAAACUACUGUUCCUGAACGUAAAGUGAUUCGUCGUAUUGCUGAAUUGAUCGGUGAAAGAUCAGCAAGGUUGUCAGUUUGUGGAAUUGCUGCCAUUUGUAAAAAGAGAGGAUACAAGACUGCACAUUGUGCCGCUGAUGGCUCGGUUUAUCAGAAAUACCCGGAGUUUAAAACUAGAGCAGCAAAGAGUUUGAGAGAUAUUUUCGAAUGGCCAAGUGAUUUGAAGGAGGAUCCAAUUGUUAUCGUUCCAGCUGAAGAUGGUAGUGGUGUUGGUGCUGCCAUUAUCGCCGCCUUGACUGAAAAGAGAUUGAAGGAGGGAAAGUCAGUUGGUAUCAGAAAAGAUUAA